Molecule: messenger RNA, 2377 nt
Organism: Hordeum vulgare subsp. vulgare (domesticated barley)
Lineage: Eukaryota; Viridiplantae; Streptophyta; Magnoliopsida; Poales; Poaceae
Product: scarecrow-like protein 21
Exons: 3
Coding region: 248-1858 (536 amino acids)
Biological process (GO): regulation of DNA-templated transcription
Cellular component (GO): nucleus
Molecular function (GO): sequence-specific DNA binding; DNA-binding transcription factor activity
Source: RefSeq, a predicted model, not a curated record
UCGCGUCUCGUCUAGUCGUCGGGCUGGUAGGUGCUCAGCCUUGUUGUUUCCUCCCUCCCCUCUUCCUCGCCUUUUCCUCCGCCGGGGCCGGGAAGCUCCGACGAACCGCGCCGCUCGUCAAGUUGAUAUCAUCGCCGCACUGAACAUUUAUUGAUAAAGAAGUCAAAACUAAUUGCUGUUAUUCUCGGGGAGGUGUAUCGUCUCCUUGGAUUCUGGCAAAUAGAUCACCUCCACAAGGUUGGAAAAUAUGUCAACAAAGGCCUCUAACAUGUCAUACAGAUAUCCAGACAAUUCUCAAAUACCAUACUACAGCAGUUCAAUGCAUGUGGGUGGAAAUGGUGCUUGCUAUGUGCAACAAAAUCAUGAGGAUCAUCAGUACAUGUCCUCUGAUGGGGGGUCACAGAACAGCGAUUCAAAGUCUCAGGUGAUUCACCCACAGUACUGCACUCUAGAGUCUUCAUCAGCCAAUUGUGUUUAUGCUGCCCAUAGCUCUACAUCUCCUCAGUGCAUAAGUGGGAGCCACAUUUCUCUGCAUGAUAGCCACUCAGAUCACACAUAUGAUUCUCCUGCAAGUGGCAUCACUGAGGUUCCAGGUUUGGGGUUUACAAAUCUUCAGGAGCUAGCAGAUGCACUAUUUGGAUCUGAUUCAGAUGCAGUUAGUUCUGACAGAUCCCUAGUAAUUGGUGCCGCAAUGCACCAAAGUAACUGGAGAGAGCUUCUGGGAAUUAGCUCUGGGGACUUGAAGCAGGUAAUUGUAGCAUGUGGUAAGGCUGUUGAUGAGAAUAAUUGUCAUGAGGACUUGCUGAUAUCAGAGUUACAGAAGAUGGUUUCCGUGUCUGGAGAACCAAUCCAACGUCUGGGAGCGUAUAUGUUGGAAGGCCUUGUUGCGAGGCGUUAUUCUACUGGACAUGCGUUGUAUAAAUCUCUGAAGUGUAAGGAACCUCAACCUACAAAUUCAGAGCUCAUGUCCUACAUGCAUCUUCUCUAUGAUAUCUGUCCAUUCUUCAAAUUUGGUUACAUGUCUGCCAAUGGUGCUAUAGCCGAGGCUGUUAAGGGUGAGAACUUUAUUCACAUCAUUGAUUUCCAAAUUGCUCAAGGGAGCCAGUGGGUAACUAUGAUACAGGCCCUUGCUGCGAGGGCUAGCGGACCACCAUAUCUAAGAAUUACUGGUAUAGAUGAUUCAGAUUCGGCUUAUGCCCGAGGUGGUGGACUGGAUAUAGUUGGGCGUAGGUUAUGCAACAUUGCCCAGUCAUGUUGUCUGCCCUUUGAGUUCAAUGCUGUAAAUGCAGCUAGUCAUGAGGUUACACUUGAACAUCUCGAUAUAAGAAAGGGAGAGGCUAUUGCUGUCAACUUUGCAUAUCAGCUGCAUCAUACUCCUGAUGAGAGUGUCUGCAUAGAAAACCACCGGGAUAGGAUAUUGAGAAUGGUUAAGAGCCUUUCUCCUAGGGUGGUAACUCUUGUAGAGCAGGAGGCUAACACAAACACCGCCCCAUUCUUCAGUAGAUACAUGGAGACCCUUGACUACUACACAGCCAUGUUCGAGGCAAUAGAUGUUGCUUGCCCCAGGGAUGACAAGGUGAGGAUGAGCACGGAGCAGCACUGUGUUGCAAGAGAUAUUGUCAAUUUAAUUGCAUGUGAAGGUGCAGAAAGAGUGGAGAGGCACGAACCAUUUGGAAAGUGGCGGUCUAGGUUUGCAAUGGCUGGCUUUAGACCAUACCCACUAAGUGCAUUGGUGAACAAUACUAUCAGAGCACUGUUAAAUGGUUACAACAGCUACUACAAGCUAGAGGAGAAAGAUGGUGUCAUUUAUCUUGGAUGGAAGAACAGAAAGCUGGUUGUAUCUUCUGCAUGGCGGUGACAUUCUUGAAUAUGGAAGAAGCUUGUUUAGGUUCUUUCAUGGCUUUGUGUUCGGCACAUAAAUCCAAGGUGGAACCUAAUCAGCGAAUGUGAAUUCCAUAAUCCAAAGAACUGUGGCUGCUUGCUUCUUGGCGCCCAGCUGUCAACCCUCCCCUGCGCACACCAUUCAGAUUUGAUGGGUAUAACUGAAAUAGUAGUCGUGGCUUGGGUUGUAAUAUAGGUACAAACCAUGCUGCUGCUACCGUCUAGUGACUAUCCCGAGCUGGUGAACCACGUCCUGAAUCUUAAAGGGUGUCUUUAUGUUCCUUGUAGUUUCAUUUUUUCUCUCUGAUCUUUAUGCGAAAACUGGAGCUUAUGCUAGGCCAUGGUAGCUGGCACACAGUUGCCUGGUAGAUUGUGUAUGUUCGCAAGAAAAGAGUAGAUUGUGUAUGUACCAUUUGAUGGAUGCUUUAUUGUAUGUAUAUGUCACACAAACUGGGUGGCAACUUCUACUAAUAUAUUUCUGGUUUCUUUGUCGCAA